AAAUAAUUUAGCAGAAUGUGGAACAGCACUCACAAGAACAGAAUACGUGUGCAGAAGAAAGGCACACCACAAGUCUACAAGAGUGUGCAACUCAGCCAUACUUCUCUCAUCACUUAUCAUUUCCAUGUGAACUACCUACAGUACUGCAACAUGUUCAAACUACCUCUGCACUCAGAUUCUUUUCUCAGGAGUCGGAUUGGACCCUCACAAGGCUAUUUUCUUCUACUAUUAUUGAUGGUUCCUUCAGAAUGUUUUAACAUUGAUAUAGGGAAGGCAUGGAGCUAUAGAGGAAAGGAGAAGUCUUUGUUUGGACAAAAUGUAAUGCAAUACAAAACCAAUUCUGAGAAAGGAGUUUACGUUUUCUCACCUUUAAAGGAUCCUGAGAGGCGAACAUUUGAAGGGCUAUAUAAAUGUGAACUUAAAGAUGUUGACCUACAUCUGCAAUGUAAAAUGGAGAACAUUAAGCUGCCCUCAGGACAAGACCCAGUAAAUCGAGUCAAUCCAUAUCCAAUUGUUUCUUUUGCCAGAAAUGCAGACAGCUUUAUGACAUGCCAGCAGUUCAAGAGGCAGAAUAAGAAAACCACAACGGGUGAAUUAAAUGGAGUUUGCUUACUACAUAUCAAUGAAAAUGGCUCUUUAAAGGAGAGGGUUUAUCCCAAUCUUACAACAACUGUGUUUGACUUUCUGGAGGAGAAGAAGAAGAUGAAGAAAGACAACAGCAACAACAACAACAAUAACAACACUAUUGAUCGACCAAUACUCAAUAUAGCUGUAACUUUUACCGACAAAUUCCUGGACUCAAAGAAAGACAAUAAACAUGACUCAAACAGUAAUAACAAUAACAACAUUUAUGACAUUGAUGAAGAAGGUGGAACGGAGAUUGCAAUAGUUCUAGAUGGAUCUGGAAGCAUAAGCAAAGUCGACUUUCAAGAGGCAAAGGACUUUAUAUUUAACCUGAUCACAAAAAUAUGGGAAAAAUGUUUUGAGUGUGAGUUUGCUGUGGUACAGUAUGGAGACAUAAUACAAACAGAAUUUGACCUCUGGGACAGUCGUAAAGACAGCCUCCUUAUUCUUGAUAAGGUUAAAAAGAUUCAGCAAGUUGGAAAUGUGACAAAAACAGCAUCUGCCCUUCUCCAUGUUCUAGACAGUAUUUUUGAUGAAAGCCAUGGAUCUAGAAAAAAUGCCAACAAAAUCAUCUUGGUAUUGACAGAUGGAGAUAUCUUCAUGGAUCCAGUGAACAUAACAACUGUCAUAAAUGAUCCAAGGAUGAAAACCAUUGAACGAUUUAUCAUUGGGGUUGGAGGUGUAUUUAACAAGACUAAUGCCUACAGUGAGCUAAAACUUAUAGCUACUGAGGAAAAGGACCAUGUUAUAAGAGUAGAAGACUACUCCAAACUGGAUGGUCUAAUCUCUUCCUUGCAGCAGAAGAUGGCAGGAAUUGAAGGCUCUAAAGGUGAUUCAUUGGAAUUUGACUUGGCUGAAGUUGGAUUCUCAGCUCAUUUGAAGGACAAGGAUACUUUGGUGCUUGGUGCAGUUGGGGCCUUUGAUUGGUCGGGGGGCUUGAUGGUGUAUUCUAUGAAAUCCGAGCAACAUAAAGUAAGCUUUCUCAAUGAGUCAUCUGAGGUUUCAAAGGCAGUAGGCUACAGUUACUUAGGAUACAGUGUGAGCACAGCAAAGAGAAAAUACUUGUCUCUGUAUAUAGCUGGAGCACCAAGAUAUUCCAAUGUGGGGAAAGUUCUUGUCUUUGAAGAAGAUUUUAAAACCCAUCACCUCAAGCAAACCCUAACAGGGGAACAGCUUGGAUCCUACUUUGGGCAUCAGCUUUGCACUGUAGAUAUCAAUAAAGAUGGAUAUACAGACAUCCUUCUGGUCGGGGCACCAUUUUACCAUAUCAAGGGUGAGGAGGGACGAGUCUACCUUUAUAAGCUCAUCGAUGAGAGGGAGUUCACACUUGUUUUAAAACUGGAACAACCAUACUAUUCAUUUGCAAGGUUUGGUUACUCCAUAGCUCAGAUUGGAGAUGUCAAUAAUGAUGGUUUUCAAGAUGUUGCCAUAGGAGCACCUCUUGAGGGACGUUUUGAAGAUCCUAAUUCAUUUGGAAGUGUUUACAUCUAUAACAGUAUGGCAGAUGGCAUCUACAAAACACCCUCUCAGAGAAUUAGAGCAACAGAUAUCAAACAGAAGCUGCAGUUCUUUGGCCAGGCAGUAGACGGUGGAUUGGAUAUUACUGGAGAUGGCUAUAUCGAUAUAGCAAUCGGGGCCUUAGGAAAUGUUGUGGUUCUUCAGUCUUGUCCAGUGGUUAAAAUAAGGGCAACUAUGCAAUUUGUGCCUAAUAAAAUCCCUGUGACUCCUCACUAUAGCACUGUAAAUGCUAGUCUGUGCUUUAACGUGAUACCUUACAACCAAACAGAGCUUAACAAAUCCUAUCUUGACUACAAAAUGGAUCUAGAUGUCCUAACUGAGCAGAGACGAAUAACCAUCAACAACGAAAUCUCUAGCAGAAGAAAACUCUUCUUUACUCAUGAAAACUGUACUUCAUUUUUGCUGACAGUACUGCCUUGUACUUAUGAUUGCUUCAAAGAUAUUGUAAUAAGGAUAUCUUAUACUUUGGUUUCUGACUUACGGAGAGAUCUCCCACCACCGGGGCUGGAUUUUCAUGACCAAAAUUAUACUGAUAUUCAGUUACCAUAUGAAAAGGAUUGCAAUAACAAAACAAUAUGCAUCCCAAAGUUGUUGCUGACCACCCAGGUAUCCCGAAGUCAGCUGGUUGUUGGAAAUACCACGGAUGUGACUGUGACGCUGUCCCUUACAAAUUCAGGCGAUAAUUCCUACAUGACAAAUGUGAUAAUAAGUUACCCAAAGAUCCUGCAAUUCACCUUGAUUAAACCGCCUAAUAAACCCGGGAUUGAAUGUUCUCCUCCAAAAAUGAUUCCCUCAGCUUAUUCUUCUAUGACGUGUGGAAUCCAACACCCUGUGUUUAAAGCAUCUACUGAGACAUUUUCUAUUAUUUGGCAACUAACGGAAGAAAGAUUUUCAUCUCCGAAGGCCACCAUUAAUUAUGUUGUCAACAACGUUAACAAUGUCUCGGACUCUCUGGUUCAGAAAACUGUGCUCCCAGUAAGACAUUCCUUCAGUGCUGUCCUCUCUGUGCAACAGACUGCACUUUUCGUCACAAUACCAUCUGACCCCCCUAUGUAUGAAGAAGUCUAUUACACAUUUAAUGUGAAUGCAGAAAAUCCAUUUGCUGCAGAACUAAUCCUGGAGCUGAAGGUCCCCAUUAUCUUUAAAAGAGUCCCUUUUUCGGACGUACAAUUCAUCCAGACAUUCCAGAACUCAACUCAAUGUACAAAUGAAACCCAAGCCCGCAGUUGUGGAGAUACAUUUAAUAAUGAGGAAACAAAGUGCCUUUUUAUCGCUUGCAAAAUCCCAUCUGGAAGGGAAGAGAUAAAGAUAGCAACAAGAUUAUUUUUGCGAAAGCUUCAAGAGCUAGUAAAAGAAAUACAAGACUUUAAUGUCACUGGAGAAAUUCUUUAUGACAAAACCCUGUAUGUAAACCUGAAGGAGCCAGAACACAAGACACAGUUAUCCAUUAAAAUUCUUGAAACUAAAGUGAUACCGAUUCUGCCGGUUUUCAUUGGUAGUUCUGUUGGGGGAGUUGUGCUUCUGUGUCUUAUAAUUAUCAUUCUUGUAAAGUGUGGAUUCUUUAAAAGAAAAUAUAAAAAUUUCGACCAGGAUGGUACAGAAUGAUUAUCAGUUCAGCAAGAAAGAAGAGAUGUCAGCUAUUCUGGCUCCGCCUUCUAUUUAUGACCCUUGAGCCCAUUCCCCACCUCCUACUUGCUAAACAUUUACAAUAUAUAAACUGUUUUUGCAAUUCAUGUUACAAGUAUACAUCAGGACGAAGUAUACAUCUGACAGAUGCCUCCGACAUAUGCCACACUAUAACGUAAUUCAAAUAUAAAAUGUAUAUUGACAUAGGAUGAAUUUAACCUAACAAUGCAGUUCUGUAGAGGCGAGCCCUGUGCAGGUUCUCUCCACUUAAUUGCAAAGAGAAUAAGAUCGAACAGGUUUGGGUCCCCACUCCCUCCCUCCAACUCAGUGGUUGGUUCCUAAUCUAGGGUAUGCGUCCCCUCAUGGUACGGAGCAGUUUUCCUGGUGGUACAAAAAAAAAAAAUCUGUAAUGGUGGCCAUUGGUUCAGACCACCAGUACUGCCACAUUAAUGCCAACUGUGUGCCAAUGCACUGCAAGAGUAGUAAACUUUGCCAAGGUAGAAAAACCCUGGGCAGGAUUGGCCAGUUUCCAGACACUCCUCUUUUCUGAACCUCCCCUGACACACCUCACUCCUCUGUUUAACUGACCCUUCUCCCCUCCCCGAACCGUCACACACACAGUACACAAUUCGCUAAGCCUGUUGCAAGGUUAGCAAACCUCACUUACAGAGGCAUUACAAUGGGAGGCGUGUGCGGGGAGGUUGUGGGGUGAGUGAAGGAAGUUCAUGGGAGGUGGAGAGAAAAGAGCACCGACAAUGCCACGCCACCGGCAAGAACAGUAAUACUUUGGUCUCAUACUUCCAGAGCUGCGCUCACUACCCUGCAGCUGUGAAGUACCUGUGCAUAUACAUUACAAUGUAAUCCCCUGUACAGGAUAUGUAAUGCAAUCUACACACUUACUGCACCAGCAGCAUAGUGAGUGCCGCUCUGGAGUAUAAUACAGAGUGUUACUCAGGAUCAGUACAGGAUAAGUAAUGUAAUGUGUGUUCACAGUGACCCCACCAGCAGAAUAGGGAGUAUAGCUCUAGAGUAUAAUACAGGAUAUAACUCGGGAUCAGUACAGGAUAAGUAAUGUAAUGUGUGCUCACAGUGACCCCACCAGCAGAAUAGGGAGUAUAGCUCUAGAGUAUAAUACAGGAUAUAACUCGGGAUCAGUACAGGAUAAGUAAUGUAAUUUAUGUACACAGUGACUGCACCAACAAAAUAGUGAGUGCAGCUCUGGUGUAUAAUACAGAAUGUUACUCAGGAUCAGUACAGUAUAAGUAAUGUAGUGUUUGUACACAGUGAGGGACAUUUAUCAAUGUUUUGCUUAUGUAUUCUUUUUUUUAGUAAUUUUUUCCUUACUUUUUUUUUGCUUAUGUGUGACUUAUUUAUCAACUGGUUUCAGCCUGUUGAUAAUUUUCUUUAACGUAAGCAAUUUUUCCUUUUUUACUUUGGUAGUAGAUUUUUCUGCUCCAUGUUUGAGCUGGAGUAAAUUUAGUCAAUUUUUAACCCUGUUGCGACUUUUUUUUUGCGCAGUUGCGACUGUCGCAGUUAAUAAAUACCUGACUACCCGUAGUCCAUUUUAAAAUUAUUACUACGUAGUAAAUUUUUGGAAAACUUGCUUUUCUUGCUUUCCAGUCAAAAUGUCGCACGAAAAAUCGCGUAGUCGCAGUUGCAACAAUUUUGCAACAAUUAUAGUAAAGAAAACCUGACUAAACCCGUUGAUAAAUUCCAUAAGUGAUCCCACCUGCAGAAUAGUGAGUGCAGUUCUGGAGUAUAAUACAGAAUGUUACUCAGGAUCUGCACAGUAUAAGUAAUGAAGGGUUUGUACACAGUGAUCACACCAGCAGAAUAGUGAGUGCAGUUCUGGAGUGUACAAGAUGUAACUACUGGUUUGUGGGGUUGUUUUGACCUUAAUGACCAAGCCCCAUUUUUCAAAUCUGACAUGUGUCUCUUUAUGUAGUGAUGACUUUGGAAUGCUUUUACUAAGCAAAGUGACAUUCAUGACAUAUUGUACUUUAUAUUAGUGGUUACUUUUUGUUAAAAAGAGUUAUACUCCAGAGCUGCACUCACUAUUUUGUUGGUUCACUGUGUACAUACAUUACACUACUUAUCCUGUAUUAUGCUCCAGAGCUGCACUCACAAUUCUGCUAGUGGAUUCACUGUGUACA
Hyla sarda is the source of this 5921-nucleotide messenger RNA. It is a transcript of the gene ITGAE, whose product is annotated as integrin subunit alpha E. The record is from RefSeq and is a predicted model, not a curated record. The coding region runs from base 16 to 3747 and encodes 1243 amino acids. Gene Ontology annotation, biological process: cell-cell adhesion; integrin-mediated signaling pathway; cell-matrix adhesion. The transcript has 32 exons. Gene Ontology annotation, cellular component: external side of plasma membrane; integrin complex. Gene Ontology annotation, molecular function: integrin binding. NCBI's taxonomy places the organism in Eukaryota, Metazoa, Chordata, Amphibia, Anura, Hylidae.